UCUAAGUCUUCCUUAUUAUAUAAUAAAAAAUUUUAUUAACCUUAACAAGCUAUAUUGGCCAAUAUGAUGAGAACAAAAACUCACCCAAUCUGAGAAUUAUGCGCCGGCAUCUUCUUGUGUAUAUAUCGUCUUUAAAUAUGGCUUUAACGAAAUAGUAGUUCUACCAGCCCAAACGAAAAAGAGAAUACCAUCUUAAUCUCUCUGAACCUUUUUUACUAAAAGUCUAAAAGCAUGUCAAGCAGCGGCCAAAAUCCACCAUCAGACCCCUCAAAACCUUCACAACCCUUACUCCUACCGAGCUCUCCGGCGGAGCCCGAUCCUUCUACGGCCACUUCCUCUGUACUCUCCAAAGAUAUCCCACUAAAUCCCACAAACCAAACCUUCGUCCGACUAUUCCUUCCCCGGAAAACACUCGAAGGAUAUUCCUCUUCCACCACCAACCAAAAACUUCCGCUCAUAUUUUACUACCAUGGCGGUGGCUUCGUUCGUCUCAGUGCAACUUCCACUCCUUUCCAUGUCUUCUGCUCCAACAUGGCUCUCCAUCUCCAAGCCAUCAUUGUCUCCGUCGAGUACCGCCUCGCCCCACAACACCGCCUUCCUGCUGCCUACGACGACGCCGUGGAGGCGCUGCACUGGAUCAAAACCACCCACGAAGAUUGGAUCGCGAAAUUCGCCGAUUUAUCCAGCUGUUUUCUAAUGGGUACCAGUGCCGGUGGAAACAUAGCUUAUCACGCAGCGAUACGAGCCUUUGAAGAAGAUCUUGGACCUCUGAUAAUCAGAGGGCUUCUAUUGCACCAUCCGUUUUUCGGCGGUGCAGAGAGAACCGGGUCGGAGCUUAGGAUGGAGAACGACCAGUUUUUGCCCCUGCACGCUAGUGACCAGGCGUGGAAAUUGUCGUUGCCUGUGGGUGCUAACAGGGAUCAUGAGUAUUGUUGUGCGGUGGCUGGGGCUGGAUCGGAUCGUUGCGAUCGGAUUCUGAAGAUGGGUUGGCGGGUAUUUGUUGCGGGUUGCUAUGGAGAUCCGUUGAUUGAUCGUCAGAUGGAGCUGGUCAAGAUGUUCGAAGGGAAAGGUGUUGAAACGGUGACGUAUUACAGUGAGGGUAACCAUGGGUUGGAGAUAACAGAGCCGUCGAAAGCCCAUUAUCUGUUUUUGGCCCUAAAAUGCUUCAUAUCUGGUUGAUGACUACCGCAUUUUACUUUUUGCUUUUGUGUUGUUUUGUUUUUGUAUGCUGGAUGACUACCACAUUUACUCGAUGUAUAUGUUUUUUUUGGGUGAAAUGAUGUACUGAAUGUGUGCUUUGCCCCAAAAAAAAGAUAAAGUAAAUUGAAUUUGUGUU
Messenger RNA from Ziziphus jujuba (common jujube), 1336 nucleotides. RefSeq names its product carboxylesterase 1. The transcript has a single exon. The record is from RefSeq and is a predicted model, not a curated record. Lineage: Eukaryota; Viridiplantae; Streptophyta; Magnoliopsida; Rosales; Rhamnaceae. Bases 232 to 1179 code for a protein of 315 amino acids. Gene Ontology annotation, molecular function: hydrolase activity.